Carassius auratus (goldfish) is the source of this 1459-nucleotide messenger RNA. Its product is annotated as fucolectin-like. Lineage: Eukaryota; Metazoa; Chordata; Actinopteri; Cypriniformes; Cyprinidae. The record is from RefSeq and is a predicted model, not a curated record. The transcript has 6 exons. Bases 431 to 1081 code for a protein of 216 amino acids.
AUCACUAACAGAAAUGACAGCUAUGCAGAACAAAUAAACGGAGUGGAAAUUCGCAUUGGAAACUCUUUGGAGAACAACGGCAGCAACAAUCCUAUAUGUGCUGUUAUUUCUACUAUUCCAGCAGGUGAGUCCUACAACUUUUCAUGUAAUGGGAUGGUGGGACGUUACAUGAUUAUUCGUAUUCCUGGGGAUCGUGAGAUUCUUAGUCUUUGCGAGGUUGAAGUCUACGGAUCCUUGGCAGGUAAUUUAUUGCUGUAGAGCUUUGAAUUGAACUCUCUACAUUCAUAUAGAUUUAAUGUAAUCGCAUGCCUCUCGAGAGACACAUAAUCAUAAUUUAUUCAUUUUUGUUUGGCCAAAGUAGUUGAUUACUCAACUUCAAGUCAUUGUUCACUAAUAGUCUUUGCCCUUGCUUGAAGCUUUAUGCACUGAGAUGCAUCGUAACUUUUUUUUAAUGCAUUUUCUAGAAAAUGUAGCAGUACUUGGUGCUGCUAUACAGUCAUCAACAUCUGGGGUCUGGAUUGCUGAAAAUGCCAUAGAUCGAGGUCUCCAGCAGUUGUAUACAGGAUGUUCCUCAACACUCAGACAGACUAACCCAUGGUGGAGGUUGGAUCUGUAUGAUAUUUACAGUGUUAACAGAGUGGUCAUUACUAACAGAAACGACUGCUGUGCAGAACAAAUAAACGGAACAGAGAUUCGCAUCGGGAACUCUUUGGAGAACAACGGCAACAACAAUCCCAUAUGUGCUGUUAUUCCUGCUAUUCCAGCAGGUGAGUCCUACAGCUACUCAUGCGGUGGGAUGGAGGGACGUUACGUGAACUUAAUCAUUCCUGGAGACAUGAAGUUACUCACUAUGUGUGAGGUGAAGGUCUAUGGAGAAGGUCCUUGUUUAAAAAAAACGUUUGUAAAAAUUCAGUUUAAAUCCAGCAAUGAUUUGACCAACCCUACAAUGAGAGAAAAUGUUCUGAAACAGUUGGGAUCUGCUCUAGCAGCUAGAGGACUGACAGAUGUGAUUCUGCAUUGGUCUCAAACCCCUAAUCGGGUGAUCAAGAAAGUGAAUGCAGCUAAUCCAAAAUGUCAUUGAAGUAGGGGAAAUGAAUACUCUGGAAAUCAACACUGCCUAAUUCACUACAUUGAUAUUCAUUAAAGAUUAUAUUUUCAUAUUCAUUAAAGAUAUAUUUUCAUUCAAAUUACACUGACUGAAAUUUCUUCAUGUUUAAAAUGUAAAUACUUUUAAAGCACUUCUGCUUACUUCCCUGAAUAAUUCAAGUAAAACUUUCUUGUGUAAUUAUGUAUUGUCAGCAAAUAAAGGUAGCAAUAAAUACUGUAUAAUUAAACUUAACAUGACAGUUUUCUGUAUAUUCACUGCCAAUAUAGAUUUUUUUUUUUAAUGUUUAAAAUCUAUAAAUUGUCAUUUUAAUUGUUUUGAUGUUCUUGUUUUAUUAAAUUUCCUUUCAUGAAA